Messenger RNA from Impatiens glandulifera, 1835 nucleotides. RefSeq lists its product as uncharacterized. NCBI's taxonomy places the organism in Eukaryota, Viridiplantae, Streptophyta, Magnoliopsida, Ericales, Balsaminaceae. The record is from RefSeq and is a predicted model, not a curated record. Bases 212 to 1645 code for a protein of 477 amino acids. The transcript has 4 exons.
GCCACAGGAAAGGAAAUGGUGAGAAGAAGAGGCGGACAUGGAAAUACCAUCAAGGGUUGGCUUGGGGUUGCCCCUCUUCCAAGGAUCAUGGAGAAGACGAAGUCACUCAUAUAACAAAUGACGUCUCUUCUCACAGGCACCUUCUUCUUCUUCUUCAUUAUUCAUACCUCGAUCCUCUCCUGAUUACAGAGAUCGAUUUCAAAGAAGAAUCAUGCCGACAUUUACAGCAAUAGCUUUGGAUAGGUUGAUUGAUCCCGCAACUUCAAAAUCCAUGAAAUCUGUCAGUGACUUCAGAAUGGAGAGGAGAAACGCUGUUCCUGAUAAGACUCUUGAUAUAGGGCUUCCACCUCCUAACCCUAAGAUGGGGAGAAGAAGAUCUAGCACACCAACUCCAUCACCAACACCAACAAACACAGUAACUUCUGCUUCUUCUUCUACUAUAGAUAAGAAGCAUCAUUGGGCUCAGAUAACCCCUGCUCUCUACGCCACCCCAGUCCCUACGCCAGUUCCUGACACCCCUUCAUCUUCCUUUCCUCCGUCACCGUAUAUUAUCAAUCACAAGAGACGCGGCCCGCGCCUGGUUAAGUCUCUAUCGGUGGAUGAUGUCUCGAUUAGGAAAGUAGAAGGAGAGAAGGAAGAUCAGGGCAUGGGAAGUGAAGAAAGGGAUGUUGGUGAUCAUGCCAAAGAUGUGAUCUCAUCUGUUUCUUUGCCUAGUAGUCCUACAAAGAAGGAUAAUUUAACUGCCAAUUGUUCUUUGGAGAAUUCAUGGGAUGUCUUGAGAAUACAGAAUCUUUCUUCCUCUUCAGAAAAUCAUUUACCCAUGGAAAAUGUUUUGCUGGAAUCUGCUCCAGUUCUUCAUUCAGAACAUAAAAUCGAGGUUGAUGGUUCUGAAGACUCCAAAGAACCAACGAGUUCUAGGAUGAAUGUUGGAGAAAAGGGCAUUGAGGUCGACUCGACUCUGAGUCUUACUACACCAGCAGCCGAAUUCUACGAUGCUUGGGAUGAAUUAGCUUCUGAGGGUAGUGGACAACAGUUAUCAUCUCAACUAGACAUUGAAUCUGAACUGCGGGAUAUCAGGUCAAGUUUACUUAUGGAAACUGAAAAAAGAAAACAAGCUGAAGAAGCCACAGAAAAUAUGCGAAUUCAGUGGAAAAAACUGCAGCAACAGUUAUCUUGUGCGGGUCUGUUUCUUCCAGUUGAUCCUUUGGCUUCCCAGGCAGACCAAGAGCAAUUGGGUGUUGAUCCUGCAGAAGACCUCUGUCAACAACUAUAUGUUGUUCGACUUGUGUCAAAUUCUAUUGGUCGGGCUACUGCUAAGGCCGAGGUUGAGAAUGAGACAAAAGCUCAAAUGGAGUUGAAGAAUUUUGAGAUUGCGAGAUUGUGGGACAAAUUGCGUUAUUAUGAGAGUGUAAAUCAUGAGAUGUCUCAGAGGAACCAGGAAGCCGUGGAGAUAGCAAGACGUCUUAGGCAAAGAAGGAAAAGAAGACAUCGAUGGAUUUGGGGGUCAUUCGCGACUGCUACUGUCGUAAUUGGUACUGGUGUUUUAGGAUGGUCUUAUCUAUCUUCUUCUUCAAGAAACAAUGGAUUGUCUUCUUCUAGUAACCAGUCAUCAGUUGAUGCAGAUCAACAUCCUGCAACAAAGUAAUACACACACCAUAUAGCUCAUCUUUACUGAAAAAAAAGUAAAAAUAAAUGAAAAACCAACCAUAUACUAGGUUUUGAUAAUAACAUUCUUAGUGUAAAAGUGCGUCAACGAAUAAAUUAAAUUUCCCUUCAGCUGGCAUUGCCGAAUUAGGUGAUGAUAUACAUAAUUGAAUUGGUAUUUUCUUGUGUUA